This is a messenger RNA of Daucus carota subsp. sativus, 1324 nucleotides long. RefSeq names its product plant cysteine oxidase 4. Lineage: Eukaryota; Viridiplantae; Streptophyta; Magnoliopsida; Apiales; Apiaceae. The coding region runs from base 314 to 1030 and encodes 238 amino acids. Gene Ontology annotation, molecular function: oxidoreductase activity, acting on single donors with incorporation of molecular oxygen, incorporation of two atoms of oxygen. The record is from RefSeq and is a predicted model, not a curated record. The transcript has 6 exons.
UAGCAUGUAGCAGAAGUUAAUGUGGUCGGUGAACAACAACUGGACACAGUGAAUCUUUGCCUGUUUCCGCCCCCAAACAAAACACAACUCUUACGUUCUCUCUUAUUAUUGCUUCCCACCCCAUCUCAUCUCUUACCAUCUCCAGGUGAUGGUGAGACAUUUAUAAGGCCAACGAUUAAUUUCCGUGUCAAUUUCGCUUUUCUGGAUCAAAUCUGUGAUUUUGUUGAAGGGUCUUCUGAAAACUAGUAGACCCUUCUGGUUGGAUUGGUGCUAGUAGUUUUCUUGGCUUAAGGCUUGCUGUGUAUAAACCACCAUGCCAGUUGUACAGAAGCUCUACAAUGUUUGUAAAACGUCUCUUUCGACUAAUGGACCGGUUUCUGAAGACGCCAUCCAAAAAGUUCGCACUAUGCUAGAUAAAAUUAAGCCUUCUGAUGUUGGUCUCGAGCAGGAGGCACAAUUAGUUCGUGGUUUGACAGGACCUGUAAAUCAACCGAGGGGAUUGGAAUGCUCACCACCACCAAUCCGAUAUAUUCAUAUAUAUGAGUGUGACAGCUUUAGUCUGGGAAUAUUUUGCAUGCCACCUUCCUCUGUCAUCCCACUUCAUGAUCAUCCUGGAAUGACUGUGCUAAGCAAGCUACUAUAUGGUUCAUUACAUGUUAAAUCAUAUGAUUGGAUUGAAAUUCCUGGGCUUUCUGAUCCAUCGCAAGAGAAACCUGCGAAGCUUGUUAAAGAUUGUCAAAUGACUGCACCUUGUGGAACUACAGUUCUGUAUCCAACUGCUGGUGGCAACUUACAUUGCUUUAAAGCCUUAACUCCUUGUGCUAUCUUUGACAUCCAGUCUCCUCCUUACUCAUCCGAUGAUGGUCGGGAUUGCACUUAUUAUUGCAGAUCCCCAAGAGGGGAUCUACCAGGUAAUCUUGAAGUGGAUGGGUUGUCGGUCGUUGAGGUGACUUGGUUGGAAGAGUUUCAACCUCCCGAUGACUUUGUGGUUAACAAAGUGCAGUACAAGGGCCGUGCUAUUAAGCCGUAAUGAUUUAUAUUCAAACAAACAUGCAUCGCAUUUGAAAGAAGUGCAGCCUUGAUUGAGGGCAGUAUUGCUAGUGGUACCGGGGUUUAAAAGUUUAGAGAAAUAUUAGUUUUGCCGGAGAUGUAGCUUAGACAUAUAUAUGAGUUGUACAUAUUAUAAUAUUUGGACUAUGUUCUCCAAUUUCAGAUCAGGGACACUGCUGAAGCAAGUGGAACACUAAAUGUCUAAAUGAUGUUUGUAAUGUGAUGUCUGGAUAUUCUUGUGACUGUAAUUUGAUUCUUUCGGCAUUUCAGCGGC